CGCGGCUGCGGGCUGCGGCGGAGGCGGUGAGGUGCGGGCGGUGAGGACGGCCUGCGCCGCUAAAGUAGCAUUCCCUCCCUCCCUCCCUGAACGCUCGUGCUCGGGGCGAGGGAAAGUUCAGUGGUGUAGAACACAGUGAAAUCGUGUAGAACCGCAGAGGUGUCCGGAUUUGGCGGGGGUGUGGUGUCUUUAAGCGUCUCGUCUGCAGGUCUCCGAGAGGUGUCCCUGAGGUUGGGCCGCUAGGCUGAUCCGUCGUGGUGCUUGGUUGGAUUUCUCUCACUUGGUGGCUGCUUGUGUCUGCCAAGCUGUCCUUGGGCCGGUGGGAGGAGUCUCCGAGCUCUCUUUCCCUUCUGCUUUGAUCCCUUGUCCCUCUGCGACGGGUUCCCGGCACCGAAAGUCACCAGCCUAGUUCAGUUCCCUGUGGUCUCAAAACAAAAUUGUUGCAACAGGCUCCUGACAGCCUUGAGUUCAUCUUCUUGGUGUACUGUUUUCCUAUUGUGAUUGUAUCAUGGAAAACCAAUUGACUGAAUCAACAGAAGAACGAACAUUUCAGUACCAGGAUUCUCUUCCAUCACUGCCUGUCCCUUCACUUGAAGAAUCAUUAAAAAAAUACCUUGAAUCAGUAAGGCCAUUUGCAAAUGAAGAAGAAUACAAGAAAACUGAUGAAAUAGUUCAAAAAUUUCAAAAUGGAAUUGGAGAAAAAUUGCACCAGAAAUUGCUUGAAAGGGCAAAAGGAAAGAGAAAUUGGCUGGAAGAGUGGUGGCUGAAUGUUGCCUAUCUGGAUGUUCGUGUACCAUCACAACUGAACGUCAACUUUGCGGGUCCUGCAGCUCAUUUUGAACACUACUGGCCUCCAAAGGAAGGCACUCAAUUAGAAAGAGGAAGUAUAAUUCUUUGGCAUAACUUGAACUACUGGCAGCUAUUAAGAAAAGAAAAAGUGCCUGUUCAUAAAGUUGGAAAUACUCCUCUAGAUAUGAAUCAAUUCCGAAUGCUGUUUUCUACUUGCAAGGUUCCAGGAAUUACUAGAGACUCAAUUAGGAGUUAUUUUAGGACUGAGAGAGAAGGGCGUUGCCCAAAUCACAUUGCAGUACUGUGUCGAGGCCGAGUUUUUGUCUUUGAUGUAAUACAUGAAGGAUGUUUGAUGACCCCACCAGAACUUCUCAGACAGUUGACGUACAUCCACAAGAAGUGCCACAGUGAACCUGCUGGACCUGGGAUAGCAGCAUUAACUAGCGAGGAGCGAACUCAGUGGGCUAAGGCACGAGAGCAUCUGAUUGGUCUUGAUCCAGAGAACUUCAUUUCACUGGAAAAAAUUCAGAGCAGCUUACUGGUAUAUUCCAUAGAGGAUGGCAGUCCACAUGUAACACCAGAAGAUUAUUCUCAGAUAACUGCAAUGGCCCUUAUUGGAGAUACAACAGUACGCUGGGGUGACAAAUCCUAUAACUUGAUUUCAUUUUCUAAUGGAGUAUUUGGUAGCUGUUGUGAUCAUGCUCCUUUUGAUGCAAUGGUUUUGGUGAAUGUCAGCUAUUAUGUGGAGGAGAACAUUUUGGAGAAUGAAGGAAGAUGGAAGGUAGAACAAAUACUUCAUCUUUUUUCCCCUAAGAUUUUUAUAGAUAAAAUAUUUUUAAGUCUUUCCUGUUUUCAGGGUUCAGAUAAAGUACGGGACAUACCACUUCCAGAGGAGCUUGUUUUCACUGUAGAUGAGAAAGUAUUAAAUGACAUCAACCAAGCUAAAGCCCGGUAUCUCAAAGAGGCAUCUGAUGUACAAAUUGUGGCAUAUCCUUUUACAUCUUUUGGCAAAAAGCUUACCAAGAAGCAGCAGCUUCACCCUGAUACGUUUAUUCAACUUGCACUUCAGCUGGCCUAUUACAGACUUCAUGGACGCCCUGGUUGUUGCUAUGAAACAGCUAUGACAAGGUAUUUUUAUCAUGGCCGUACAGAGACCAUGCGAUCAUGCACACUAGAAGCAGUCAGGUGGUGUCAGUCCAUGCAGGAUCCUUCUACUAGCCUUCGUGAACGGCGGCAAAAGAUGUUACAAGCUUUUACAAAGCAUAAUAAAUUGAUGACAGAUUGUUCAGCUGGAAAAGGAUUUGACCGUCACCUUUUAGGUCUCUUACUCAUAGCAAAAGAGGAAGGUCUCCCUGUUCCAGAACUCUUUACAGACCCGCUUUUUUCCAAAAGUGGAGGAGGUGGAAAUUUUGUUCUCUCAACAAGUCUGGUUGGUUAUUUACGAGUCCAAGGAGUGGUGGUUCCCAUGGUACACAAUGGAUAUGGAUUUUUCUACCACAUCAGAGAUGACAGGUUUGUUGUGGCCUGUUCAGCCUGGAAAUCAUGUCCGGAGACUGAUGCAGAAAAGCUAGUUCAGCUGACUUUUCGUGCUUUCCAUGAUAUGAUACAGCUGACAAACUCUGCUUAUCUUUAGAGACUAAUCAUUUAUUAAUCACUUACCAAAAUAUAUCAUUAAACUGGGUGCUGGGAGUGGGUUGGUGAUAUGAGAUGGGAAGGAAUGUUGACUUGUAAACAUCAUUUUAACAAGUUAAAGGAAACUUGUUAAGUAUAGGAAUUAGUGGAAUCAUGCGCUCUAAAUUGAUUCUGCCAUAGAAUGUAGAAAAAUUUUUAAGCUUCCUCUGAUGCAGCAUCAAUGCAAAUUAAGAUAUAUUGAAUAUAGAACUAUGCACUGUUUAAGCCUCAACAAUGCAAACCAACAAAUUUUAAUAAUGCAAGUCUUACUCUAAUUUUUAAGUAUUUUGUUGGUACUUGUAUAGGUUAUAAAUCCUCUCUGAACAUCAUUGUAGAGUUCAUAUUUGAGCACUUUAACGUUUUCUAGUUGCCAAAGGGUAUGAAAUACAUGAUUGGAUACUAAUUUCCCUGAAAUCAAUGCCUUCUACAUUUACCACAGGGAUAUAAGCCUAUUAUGUUUGAUGGGAAAGACCACUACAAUUUAAUGGUGAUCUAAAAUAAUACUCUUGGACAGAAGAAUUAGGUUGUAGGGAGAUUGACACCCUCUAAUGAAUACAAAAACAACUCUAACAACCCAUUAUAGUAUACUAUUGCAAUUAGUUUUGUGAAUAUAAAAGCACUUAUAUUUAAAAUUAUUAUAGUAAUUUUUUAAAGAGUUAAUGUUGAAUCAGAUUCUCAGGAUUUUAGAGUUUUUUCUUCUUGCUGUUCAAUUUUGUAGUUUCUACUCAGAAAAUAAAAUGCC
Molecule: messenger RNA, 3202 nt
Organism: Lemur catta (Ring-tailed lemur)
Lineage: Eukaryota; Metazoa; Chordata; Mammalia; Primates; Lemuridae
Gene: CROT
Product: carnitine O-octanoyltransferase
Exons: 17
Coding region: 509-2422 (637 amino acids)
Cellular component (GO): peroxisome
Molecular function (GO): carnitine O-octanoyltransferase activity
Source: RefSeq, a predicted model, not a curated record